Messenger RNA from Brassica oleracea var. oleracea, 2036 nucleotides. Its product is annotated as transcription factor MYB104-like. The record is from RefSeq and is a predicted model, not a curated record. Lineage: Eukaryota; Viridiplantae; Streptophyta; Magnoliopsida; Brassicales; Brassicaceae. The transcript is spliced from 4 exons. The coding region runs from base 482 to 1780 and encodes 432 amino acids.
UGCCGGAAAGUGACUAAAAACGCAAAAAAAAAAACACACUUUUCUCAGAGAGGGAGAAAAAAAAGGGGAAGAAAUUCGAAAGAGGAGUUUAAAUCUCCACGCUUAUCUCAUCGCCGUUUUUACCAGUCUCUCUAAUUCCGGUUUUUGCAGAUCUUCUCCUGGAAUAUCUGAUUUUUUUUUUUAAUUUAAUUUUGUUAUUAUUUAAACAGUUCGUUCCUAUUUUCUUGUUCGUUCCUCUCUCUCUCUCUUUCUUCUCCAAAUGAAUUUCCUAGCUUGUUUCUUUGUUUAACUCAUUUCAGGUUUACCUCCCUUCUUUUUUUUUUAGGUUUUCGAUUUAUUAGGAACACUUCAAUUCUCCAUUAGGGUUUUUGUUUUGGGUGGGAUUUUAUUUUGACAGAAUAAGAGCUGAGAGUUUUGCUGUUCGAGAUUCAGUCAGAGAGAGGGUCGGCAGUGUUAGAAUGAUAUAUGAAACUCAGGCAAGAUGGGUAAAGUUCGCCAUGAUUCCGGAUCAGGCGAUGAAUUCGCAAUAGACAAAGCAUUUCACAAAGGCCCUUGGACAUCAGCUGAAGACCAACUUCUGAUAGCUUAUGUUGACAAACAUGGUGAUGGUAACUGGAACGCUGUUCAAAAACACUCUGGCCUUUCUCGCUGUGGCAAAAGCUGCCGCCUUCGUUGGGUGAAUCACCUCAGGCCUGAUUUAAAGAAAGGCUCUUUUACCGACAAGGAAGAGCAGCGUGUCAUCGAACUUCAUGCUUCCAUGGGUAACAAAUGGGCACGAAUGGCUACUGAACUACCUGGUCGCACGGAUAACGAGAUCAAGAAUUUCUGGAACACGAGAGUUAAGAGACUGCAGCGACUUGGCUUACCAAUUUACCCUGAUGAAGUUCGUGAGCAAGCCAUGAACGCCGCAGCUCAAAAUGGUCACAACGCAGACUCAUUGGACGGUCAUCAUAGUCAAGAGUCUUUGGAGCUUGACUGUCUCGAGAUCCCUGAACUUAAUUUCAAGCACUUACAACUCAAUGGUGGCUCCUCCUUCUUACAGUCGAUGCUUAGCAGUGUUCCCACGGGCAACCAGAUGAGACAGAAUCCGGGCUUGUUUCAGCCUAAUAUCUACAACGUGAUUGCAUCUCCUUACCACCAACCGCCUAACCGCAAACGCUUCAGAGAACCAGAAACCGCGUUUCCUUACACGGGUGGUUAUGCUACAGACGAACAUAGUGCUCAGCUUUGGAACUCUCCUUUUGUCGAAAGCACUCCAGGACAGUUCAACGUUGCACCAGAUAGCCAUUUUCUUGGCAAUGCUACUACAUAUUCUUCUCCUUCUGAGCCUCUCAUUCACGGGGCUGAGAAGUUGGAGCUCCCUUCAUUCCAAUGUUUUGACACUCAAGAGGAGCCUGGCGAUUGGGAAGCACAACACUCUAACCCAAUGCAGGCUAUUGAGUCAGACAAUACUUUAGUCCUGUCGUCCCCUCUGACAGACCCGACACCAUCCGAGUGUCCAUCUUCAUUCUGUGAUGGAUUGUUGGAAUCAGUUGUCUAUGGAUCAUCAGGGGAAAAACAGACAACUACUACGGAUCCAGAUUCCCCGCUGCUUCAGUCCUCUCUGCUUGGCCAUAUCGACAUUACACCAGCCACCGCAAACACAGCAGGACACAACUCCAGUGCUGAAACCGAUUUGGUUCAUUUUGGUCCAACUUUCUCAAAUGAGAGACGCACAUCCUUUGAGGGCGGUGAUUGGAUAAGACAACUUCUUGGUGAGGAUAGGGACUACACCAAGUAGAAGAGGAGGAUUCUCUCGAUGGCAGGACACGCAUAAAGAGCUCUCUCUCUCUCUCUCUCACUUCUGAUCUCUGAGUAGAUUAGUAUGUCUGUCUUUACGUAUAAUCAAUCAGUACUGUGGCCUUACAAAAAUAACGACCUAUUAGUUUUUAGUCGGUUUUAUAAGCAAGCAUUAUUGCUGCACGAGAUUAUGUUAUGUAAGGAUUCUAAAGAUUUUUGAUCAAACGUCUUGUUGAUCAUGCCAAGCUAUUUUUGGA